Mizuhopecten yessoensis (Yesso scallop) is the source of this 3220-nucleotide messenger RNA. RefSeq lists its product as uncharacterized. Bases 212 to 3205 code for a protein of 997 amino acids. The record is from RefSeq and is a predicted model, not a curated record. The transcript has 2 exons. Lineage: Eukaryota; Metazoa; Mollusca; Bivalvia; Pectinida; Pectinidae.
CCCUGGAAAAACACAACCAGAUGUUUCGUAUAUAAAUACAAUUGAUGACAGUUUUACAUUGUAAACUAUGAAGUAAGGGAGGAGGGGCAAUCUGAACAAUGAAAAAAGAUAUUCAAGUGCAAUCUAUGGUAUUAAUCAUGUGUACUAAGUUUCAUAAAAAACUGGUUGAGAAGGUAAGCUGCUAUAGCCACGGUGCAUCAGACAAACGUCCAUGCCAUUAUGGGUCUCGGUUAAGGCGUCUGACUGUCUAUCACUUCACCACUGGUCCCAGGUUUGUGGCUCUGUUAAGGCGUCUGACUGUCUAUCACUUCUCCACUGGUCCCAGGUUUGUGGCUCUGUUAAGGCGUCUGACUGUCUAUCACUUCUCCACUGGUCCCAGGUUUGUGGCUCUGUUAAGGCGUCUGACUGUCUAUCACUUCACCACUGGUCCCAGGUUUGUGGCUCUGUUAAGGCGUCUGACUGUCUAUCACUUCACCACUGGUCCCAGGUUUGUGGCUCUGUUAAGGCGUCUGACUGUCUAUCACUUCACCACUGGUCCCAGGUUUGUGGCUCUGUUAAGGCGUCUGACUGUCUAUCACUUCACCACUGGUCCCAGGUUUGUGGCUCUGUUAAGGCGUCUGACUGUCUAUCACUUCACCACUGGUCCCAGGUUUGUGGCUCUGUUAAGGCGUCUGACUGUCUAUCACUUCACCACUGGUCCCAGGUUUGUGGCUCUGUUAAGGCGUCUGACUGUCUAUCACUUCACCACUGGUCCCAGGUUUGUGGCUCUGUUAAGGCGUCUGACUGUCUAUCACUUCACCACUGGUCCCAGGUUUGUGGCUCUGUUAAGGCGUCUGACUGUCUAUCACUUCACCACUGGUCCCAGGUUUGUGGCUCUGUUAAGGCGUCUGACUGUCUAUCACUUCACCACUGGUCCCAGGUUUGUGGCUCUGUUAAGGCGUCUGACUGUCUAUCACUUCACCACUGGUCCCAGGUUUGUGGCUCUGUUAAGGCGUCUGACUGUCUAUCACUUCACCACUGGUCCCAGGUUUGUGGCUCUGUUAAGGCGUCUGACUGUCUAUCACUUCACCACUGGUCCCAGGUUUGUGGCUCUGUUAAGGCGUCUGACUGUCUAUCACUUCACCACUGGUCCCAGGUUUGUGGCUCUGUUAAGGCGUCUGACUGUCUAUCACUUCACCACUGGUCCCAGGUUUGUGGCUCUGUUAAGGCGUCUGACUGUCUAUCACUUCACCACUGGUCCCAGGUUUGUGGCUCUGUUAAGGCGUCUGACUGUCUAUCACUUCACCACUGGUCCCAGGUUUGUGGCUCUGUUAAGGCGUCUGACUGUCUAUCACUUCACCACUGGUCCCAGGUUUGUGGCUCUGUUAAGGCGUCUGACUGUCUAUCACUUCACCACUGGUCCCAGGUUUGUGGCUCUGUUAAGGCGUCUGACUGUCUAUCACUUCACCACUGGUCCCAGGUUUGUGGCUCUGUUAAGGCGUCUGACUGUCUAUCACUUCACCACUGGUCCCAGGUUUGUGGCUCUGUUAAGGCGUCUGACUGUCUAUCACUUCACCACUGGUCCCAGGUUUGUGGCUCUGUUAAGGCGUCUGACUGUCUAUCACUUCACCACUGGUCCCAGGUUUGUGGCUCUGUUAAGGCGUCUGACUGUCUAUCACUUCACCACUGGUCCCAGGUUUGUGGCUCUGUUAAGGCGUCUGACUGUCUAUCACUUCACCACUGGUCCCAGGUUUGUGGCUCUGUUAAGGCGUCUGACUGUCUAUCACUUCACCACUGGUCCCAGGUUUGUGGCUCUGUUAAGGCGUCUGACUGUCUAUCACUUCACCACUGGUCCCAGGUUUGUGGCUCUGUUAAGGCGUCUGACUGUCUAUCACUUCACCACUGGUCCCAGGUUUGUGGCUCUGUUAAGGCGUCUGACUGUCUAUCACUUCACCACUGGUCCCAGGUUUGUGGCUCUGUUAAGGCGUCUGACUGUCUAUCACUUCACCACUGGUCCCAGGUUUGUGGCUCUGUUAAGGCGUCUGACUGUCUAUCACUUCACCACUGGUCCCAGGUUUGUGGCUCUGUUAAGGCGUCUGACUGUCUAUCACUUCACCACUGGUCCCAGGUUUGUGGCUCUGUUAAGGCGUCUGACUGUCUAUCACUUCACCACUGGUCCCAGGUUUGUGGCUCUGUUAAGGCGUCUGACUGUCUAUCACUUCACCACUGGUCCCAGGUUUGUGGCUCUGUUAAGGCGUCUGACUGUCUAUCACUUCACCACUGGUCCCAGGUUUGUGGCUCUGUUAAGGCGUCUGACUGUCUAUCACUUCACCACUGGUCCCAGGUUUGUGGCUCUGUUAAGGCGUCUGACUGUCUAUCACUUCACCACUGGUCCCAGGUUUGUGGCUCUGUUAAGGCGUCUGACUGUCUAUCACUUCACCACUGGUCCCAGGUUUGUGGCUCUGUUAAGGCGUCUGACUGUCUAUCACUUCACCACUGGUCCCAGGUUUGUGGCUCUGUUAAGGCGUCUGACUGUCUAUCACUUCACCACUGGUCCCAGGUUUGUGGCUCUGUUAAGGCGUCUGACUGUCUAUCACUUCACCACUGGUCCCAGGUUUGUGGCUCUGUUAAGGCGUCUGACUGUCUAUCACUUCACCACUGGUCCCAGGUUUGUGGCUCUGUUAAGGCGUCUGACUGUCUAUCACUUCACCACUGGUCCCAGGUUUGUGGCUCUGUUAAGGCGUCUGACUGUCUAUCACUUCACCACUGGUCCCAGGUUUGUGGCUCUGUUAAGGCGUCUGACUGUCUAUCACUUCACCACUGGUCCCAGGUUUGUGGCUCUGUUAAGGCGUCUGACUGUCUAUCACUUCACCACUGGUCCCAGGUUUGUGGCUCUGUUAAGGCGUCUGACUGUCUAUCACUUCACCACUGGUCCCAGGUUUGUGGCUCUGUUAAGGCGUCUGACUGUCUAUCACUUCACCACUGGUCCCAGGUUUGUGGCUCUGUUAAGGCGUCUGACUGUCUAUCACUUGCCCUUCACCACUGGUCCCAGGUUUGUAGCUCUGUUAAGGCGUCUGACUGUCUAUCACUUCACCACUGGUCCCAGGUUUGCGGCCUACAUAUGGAGCAUUUGCCAGGUACUGACCACAGGUGGUUUUUCUCUGGACAGUUUGGUUUUCCUCCACCACCAAAACCUGGCUUGUCCUUAAAUGACCAUAGCUGUUAAUAGGACGUAAAACAC